GAACAAGUUGCGUCAGUUAGGUUUGAAUCAAGUCAUAAUAAAAGCAAAUAAUUGACGAAGAAUCAUAACGACUUAAUAAUCGACUGAAUCAAUAACCUCUCGGGUCGAAUACCGGCCGAGUCAUUGAAUCGGGUUAGUUUUGAAUCGAAUUUGGGUGAAGACUAGUCUAAACUCAAGAACUUUCAUCAAUAAAAAAACCAAAAACAGAUUAGGGAGACAUAUCCACACCACUCAUAAACUUUCUUUCCACGCUGUGGAAAAAAUGACUCCACGAAGGCCCUACAAACAUGACCCCAAGUCAAUAAGUCAACCAUCCAAUUGAAUACUCAUAUGAACUUGACUUCAUCAAUUUCCAUCCCCCCAACUUGAAACAAAAGCAUCUUCUUUAUAAUCACUAUCAUCUUCAUCAUUCUUUCUGCACAAUCCACCCUGAAUCCCAAGCAAAAAUGGCCAAAAACCAUUCACCAUUUCCCUUCCUUCUCCUCAAAGUUUCGAUCUUUAGCUUCCUUUUACCACUCUCGUCAGCUUAUUCUUCCUCCAUACUACCUUCUUACACUCACCAUUGCAGCUUAACAGUCCCACCUUCUCCACCCACAGAACAAGAGGUCACCACGAUCCCUUUCCCUCCAAACCAGGACGGUUACUACGUCGGCGGAGAUGGGAUUUCCAACCUCACCAGCAGCUCCAACUCUUCUUCUUCUUACUCGUAUUUCGAUUCGGGAGCCCGGAAAAUCUUCCUCUUCAGAACCCACCACGUCCACAAAACAGAGUCCCCUGAAGUCUACAAAAUCACGGCCGACUUGGUCCUCGAAACUUCAGGGAUGAGGCACUACAGCGACUUCACCUCUUUUAGCUACUCUUACUCUCCUCAUGUGAUCGUUAAUGGAGUCCAGAAGGGCCCCUUGACGUUUCAAAUGGAAGGGUUUUGGUCCCCUAGCAGCGGGAAGAUGUGUAUGGUUGGGUUUGGCGAUGUCUUGGAUGGCGACGAUAUGGAGUAUGGUCAUGGUCGUGGGCGUGGUCGUUUUUCUGGAAUUUUGAAGAUGAUGAACGUCAAGGGCUCGAGCGAGCUGACGAGUCUGGUGACAGGGACGUUGCAGAGUGACGUGGGCGAGGCGUGGAGCUACGAGCCUGUCUCGAUGCUGCUGAUCCCCAGGAUCAACUAUGAGUACAAACACGUAAGGGGUGAUGGCAAGAGCUGUGGUGGUGGUAGUGGUGAUGUUCUUCCUCCAAGCCAUGACUCUCUGAGUUUGCCAUUGAGCACAUCCAUUUGCUCUCCUUUCUUCUCUUCGUACUAUCCCCUUCGUCUAAACUAUGCCAAACCUUGCAAUGUCUCUUCUUCUUCUCCAGCCAAAAAUUGCAACCCAUUGGAGAACCAUCAUGGUGAUUCCAAUCAUUUGGCUCGUUUCGUGUCAUUGAGGCCCUUCCAAUGUUCGGACGAGAAGCAAAGUUUGAGGUUCCUAAUGGAGUUCUCGAACAACAGCAACAUUGACUACUACCAUCCAUUCUCACCCAACACAACCCUAGUCUCAGAAGGAACGUGGAAUGCCAAGAACAACAGGUUGUGCAUUGUGGCUUGCAGAAUCCGGGAUGCCACCAACGUGUCGUUUAUUACUUCGAAGAUCGAGGAUUGUUCGAUCAGAAUGAGCUUGAGUUUUCCUGAAACUUGGUCGAUGGGUAACACUAGCACCAUGGUUGGUGAGAUCUGGAGUAGCUUGGAUGCAGGGGACUCUGGCUACUUCCAUCCAAUUUUGGUGAAGGAUCGUGGGUACAAACAAAGAGGGCUUCCAGGGUUGAAGUAUGAAUACACUAUGGUUGAAAAAGCGAAUGCUUCUUGUUCAAAGGUUAGCAAGAUCAAUGGUGGCAAAAUCAAGCAGUUUCCAAAUGGUGGAUCUGACGAAAUGAGGUUUGAUAUGUCUUUCAAGGACUCUGUUGGGAGGAUGAAAGGUGGAUGGGGGAGAGCUGAGCCGAUCUUUGUUGGCGAUCAAGUCCCUCAUUGGAAUCUCGGUGGUGGGGUGACCAUCAUGAGCUCGGACAACGAUCGAGCUCCUGCAAAAUUCAGGCCGCCUAGCAAACCAGUGAACAUUAGUUAUAGCAUUGGUUACACGCCAUUCAAUCUCAAUGCUACUUCAAGUGAGAAUGGGUUUUGGGUUUCAGCUGAAGGAGUUUAUGAAGCUGAAACAGGACACCUUUGUAUGGUUGGCUGCAAGUUUGCCUCCUCAUCUACGUCAAGAUACAAUAUGGCUGAAGAAUUGGACGAAGAUUCCAAGGAUUGCGAGGUUUUGAUCAUGGUUGAUUUCCCCUCGAUGGAUUCGAACGAGAACAUUCAAGGAAGGAUCGAAAGCACGAGGGAGAAAGCAACGGAUCCUCUGUACUUUGAGCCUUUGGUUUUCAUUGCAUCUUCCUUCUACGGUCAACGGGCGAGGGAGUCCGUGUGGAGGAUGGAUUUGGAGGUCACAAUGGCUCUAAUCUCCAAUACUCUAUUAUGUGUCUUCGUGUGUUACCAAAUCUUUCAUGUCAGGAGGAACCCUGAUGUGUUCCCUUUCCUCUCCUUCCUCAUGCUCACGGUGCUCGCCUUGGGGCACCUAAUCCCUCUGGUGCUCAACUUUGACGAGUUGUUCUUGAGAAAGCAAGAACGACGUGGACGGUUUUAUUAUUGGAGGAGCACAGGGAAAUUGGAAGCCGAUGAGGUGAUCUUGAGGGUUGUCACCAUGAUCGUACUCAUCUUGCAUCUGAGGCUCUUACAACUUACUUGGCUUGCAAGGCAAGCCAACAAAGACAAGAAGGCCUCAAUCAGGCCGGCCGAAACAAAGGCACUCCUUAUCACUUUACCAUUAUAUUUUGCUGGAGCUCUCAUUGCUCUAGGCAUCAACUGGAAGCACUACGAAUUCGGGGCAAAUAGCCAAGGUAGUCAUCGUGUGAUGCAUCGAUCUCUCGGCAACCAACAACAACACUCGAUCUUGACGGAUCUGAGGUCGUACGCUGGCCUCUUGCUCGACGGCUUCCUUCUUCCUCAGAUCCUGCUCAACAUUUUCCAUGGCUCAACCCCUCAAACCCCGGUCCUUUCUCGCCUUUUCUACGUGGGGACCACGCUCACUAGACUGGUGCCACAUGGGUAUGACCUCUUCCGGGCUCAAAACUUCGCGGAGUACUUCGAUUGGUCAUACAUCUAUGCCAACCCUGAAGCUGACUACUACUCUACGUGGAGCGAUGUGGUUAUUCCUCUGGUGUGCUUGAUGUUUGCUGUGAUCAUUUACCUACAGCAGCGAUUUGGUGGUCGUUGCUUCCUCCCCAAGAAAUUAAGGGUGGUGGAAGGAAUGUAUCAGAAGGUGGCCGUGACAGAUGAUGAAGAGCAGUUGGAGGAGAAGUCUCAUGUUGUUGGUCACCUUCCAUCAGUUUGAUACGUAUUAUUGUGCCUAGUACUAAUUAACUCUGCCAUUCCCCUGCUUUUUUCAUUUCUUUCCAAGUGGAAUCAUGCUUCUUGAUUUUGCUACUUCUGCUCUUUAAAUGCAUAAUGAUUGUCUACGAGUUUUUGACGAAAUGUUAACUGAAUCUGGAAAACGGUUUGAGUUGGAUGGGAGAUUUGGGAUCGAUUUGCACUGAACUUAAUAUAAUCAGAUUAGGCUU
Molecule: messenger RNA, 3624 nt
Organism: Linum trigynum
Lineage: Eukaryota; Viridiplantae; Streptophyta; Magnoliopsida; Malpighiales; Linaceae
Source: the annotation of a GenBank genome assembly